Oreochromis niloticus (Nile tilapia) is the source of this 4981-nucleotide messenger RNA. RefSeq names its product leucine-rich repeat-containing protein 24. Gene Ontology annotation, molecular function: protein binding. The transcript has 9 exons. The coding region runs from base 683 to 2545 and encodes 620 amino acids. NCBI's taxonomy places the organism in Eukaryota, Metazoa, Chordata, Actinopteri, Cichliformes, Cichlidae. The record is from RefSeq and is a predicted model, not a curated record.
CAGUAGCUUGAUACAAGAAGUUGCCUACCAGCAGAUCUUCUGAUGUCAUUUGGAUUUCAUUAAACACAGUCUCUUGGGCUGGAUUUGCAGGGCUGACCACUCGGUUGUCAUUAGAUGAUCGCUUGCAUGUAUCAGAAAUCAUUGUAAAACCUCGCCACACUUAGUCUUUUUUGAACACACACUUUUCCAGCUGGGCUGAGAUGUUCUUGAAACCCUGGUUGUCUUUGAUGCGUUUGAAGACGCGAUAAAUGUCGCCUUCUUACCUUGUUCACGUGACUAAUAAUUGUAUUUAUAUUAACCAUUUCUGUUCCGUUCCUAACUGACACCUGAGAAUAUUUUAUUGGCACUGUGACGGUGAGCGUAAUGAAAAGUCCACGGAAUGCAGAUUUUACGCACUACGUUAGCGUGAGAUGGCAAACUGAAGGCGAACGGCCACAGAUUCUUACACAGAUGAGUUUGAUGCACAACAUUUAUCACGAAGACUUUGCUGUGAUUAAUUCGUGCAGGAGACGCUUUUGUGCUUCUUGCGGAGCACUGCUGACUCGACGAUCGUCCUGAGGAGCAGCAGCGUGGGGCAAAUUAUUAGAACCGUCUGCUAGGAAGGAAUAAGAAGACGUCGUGCAGGUCGGACGUCCUUAUCUGGGUCUCCCACGUCCUUCCCCAGCGAGUUGUGUCUCUUGACAUGAUGGCUGUGUUUUUGGUGCUUCUUCUCUCCACGCUCCUCCUGUCUCUACACUCCACUCCUCUACGAGCCUCUCCUUCCUGCCCUGUGGGCUGUCGCUGCUACAGCCUCACUGUGGAGUGUGGCUCCACAGGCCUGAGGGACAUCCCCAAAUACAUCCCUUUAUCCAUACAGACCAUCUUUCUCCAGGACAAUGUGAUUGGUCAGAUCCGUCGACAGGACCUCACCAUGCUGAAGCACCUGCACUAUUUGUACCUGCAGAACAACACCAUCUCAGCCGUGGAGCCUGGUUCUUUCCAGAGCCUCGGUCAGUUAUUGGAGCUAGCACUGAAUGGAAACCGCAUCCAUUUGGUGACAGCUGACAUGUUUCAGGGACUCGAACAUCUACGCAUUCUGUACCUGGCACGAAACGACAUCACACGGCUGCUGGACUACACCUUCCGUGGCCUACCGCGUCUGCAGGAGCUCCACUUACAGCAUAAUAGUAUAGAGACGUUAGCCGACCAGGCUUUAGUUGGUUUGACUUCUCUGGCUCUGCUGGACCUGAGUAGGAAUAAUCUCCAUACAAUUGGCCCUGCAACACUGCGGCCUCUAGUGAGCCUGCAAGUCCUGCGUAUCACAGAUAAUCCAUGGCGCUGUGACUGUGCUUUGCACUGGCUGAGGACCUGGAUUGAUGAAGAGGGUCAGCGUCUGCUUAGCUCUGCAGAACGUCGACUAGUUUGCACCGAGCCACCACGCCUGUCCCAUCUGAGCUUGGUGGAGGUUCCUCUCAACAGCUUGGUCUGCAUCCCUCCCUUGGUGCAGCUGGAGCCCAAGAGGCUUGCAGUGCAUCUGGGAGAGAGCCUCAGGGUGUCAUGCCAUGCCACUGGUUAUCCUCGGCCACAGGUGACCUGGAGGAAGGCUUCCCAGGGUAAAGUAGUCCUUUCUCCCAGAGGUUUGGUUCAGGAGUUGGAUGCAGGUGGAGGUGGAAUGGGAGGAGCAGAGGAGCCCUCGCAGGAAGGCAGAGUCAGUCUCCAGAAGACUAAUGGCGAACUCUUUGACCCCGACACUGGCAGUGGCAUGUUGUUUCUCAGUAAUGUAACUGUGGCUCAUGCAGGCUUCUAUGAAUGUGAAGCAUGGAACGCAGGAGGUGUGGCUAGGGUCACCUUUCAACUUGCCAUCAACUCAUCAACAUCCUCCUCAUCUUCUUCCUCCAUCUGGGCUUCAUGGUCCCAGGUGUCCCCACCAUACUCACCUGCCUGGCCUCGACUGAGGAGCCACGGUCCUGCUUUGGGCUCAGAUGUAAGCCGGGAACCCCUACAUGCUCUGGGCAGCAUGGCCUUCAGUGCUCUGGGAGCUGCCACUCAGACUGCCAUUGCUGUGGGCAUCUCACUGCUGACUCUGACUGCUCUGCUGCUAGUCGCCAUGAUCUACAGUCGACAUCACCAACGGGACAAAGAGGCUGAUGGGGCUGAAAAGGAGGAGAGCAUCUUGUAUGUGAAUGACUACUCUGAUGGCCCCACUACCUUCGCCCAACUGGAGGAGUAUCGUGAUGAGCGUGGCCAUGAAAUGUAUGUCCUCAACAGGGCCAAGCCUGUGCUUCCUCCUGCCCCGCCAACAGCUGUGUCCACCACUAACCUGGGCUGUUCAGCACCAUCCGAUACCUCCAGCCACACCCUCUCCUCGGGGCCUGGUCAGACCAUGAGCCCCACUCUGGCCCCUGACAAGCAGCAGCAGCAGGAUGGUGACAUACGGACCAUGAGGAGAAUGGCAGGGGAGGGAGGGGAGGCAGAGCCCGUGAUCACAUUAGAGGCAGAAGGAAUGUUUCUCAACCACACAGGCCUCUUCAUAGACUCUCCCAUUGCUUAUGAGAUCCACUGCUAAAGGAAGAAAGCAAUCCUGGAAGACAGAGCAAAAUAUGUGUGUGACCCAGUGGUUUACAGCUCAGCCUUUCUUGUUUAUGGACUAACAGGAGGCCAUUAUUGGGAUGUACCAAAAAAGGCACAGAAGUACUUUUCUGUGUGAAAGGAUUUUCCUUCUGCAAAACUACACUGACAAAUGUUAACGGAGUCAAUUUCAAUUAAAGGCAGAGCUCAAAAUCUGUCUGACCUCUAAAACACAGACAUACUGUGAUGUUGUUUGCCAAAAAAGCGAGUAGGCGAGUGACUCGGUGGUCAGUCAGAGGCUUCACACAACUGCACUGUCCUGCACAUGAUUAACUUUCACACCUUUUAGCAUUACUGGUGUGCUAACAUCUGCCCUGUCAAGACCUCAGAGCUCACUGGGAGGCUGAGUACAGGAAAGAGAGAAAUCACGGCCCCUUCCGGUUCAUGGACAUGUGGGAAAUCUUUGUUAUAUAGCUUAACUGCUGUCAGUGUCUGGAAGUUUUAAUUUAAUCCCAGGGUAGAAAUACAGUGCAUUUUGUAAUUAUAUAACUGUGUAGAAAAAUGUCAGUCUGAGUUUUAUUCUCAAUUCUCAUUCUCUCUCAUCAUCAUUUUACUCAUCUGUGUUGCUUAGUGUCCUAACAGACACAAAAAUGAAUCUCUCCUCUCUGUAGUAUGAACUGAGCUCAGUUUACCCCAACUCUUUUGGAUUUAUCCGUCUUUACUGAUACUAGCAUGUGCGGUUGGGAAUGAAUCUGAGUUCCUGCUGAGUUUUCCAGUCCACACGGAGGCAGAGUUCUUAGCUGAGCAAAAAACGUCAGCUAUACGAUCCGUAUUUGACUGCUUCAGAAUGAAUGAGCUGUGGUGAUUGAGAAAUAAAGUUUUUGAAAGCAGAAAGAGACAAGGCUCGAAAAAUCAAGAAAUGAGUACCUAGUAAAGUCUACCUGACUGAAUGUUUUUGCUUUUAAACGAUCACGUGUGAAUUAUUGUUGCCUUUAUAAACCGAGAGAAUCUUUUCUCUCUUUUCCCCUGUUCCUUUGAUCUAUUUUAUUCUAAACAUGUAGUCUAGAUCUUUACAAUGAUUAGAACACAGCUACAUAUUAUUUUUGUGGUAUACUUUGAAACUAACCACAUACUUGGGGUAUGCUUUUGUUAUCUGAAUUCACUCACCAUGACAUGGAUUUCAUGGUAAUUUGGGGCUUUGAAUUCUUUGAGCUGUUCGUUUUGCAGGGUGGAACGAUUGUACAACAUACAUCUUUAAUGAUGAAAAAACUGAAAUCAUUGACAUUUUGUAGUAAGCGGUGUUGAAAGUUCUAAUGUGUCUUUUAACUUAACAAAGCCAAAGCCUAUUUUCGUUAGUGAUCAUGACUGACAACAACUAGUAGUUUCUUUUUGCCAUCAUAAAUACUAUUUGUUUUGACAGAACCAGCAUUUAAAACAAUGGGGAAGUCUGAGGAAUUCAGUGAGGAUUUGGGGAGAAUUUAUAUUUAUACAAGUUGGGAAGGUUUUUUUGGAGUAAUUUUUAAACCGCUACACAUUCCAAGGUCAUCAGUUCAAACAUUUGUACAUAAAUGGAAGUUAUUCAGAUGUGUCACCACUUUGCCGAGGUCUGGAAGAAGGCCCAAACUGUCACCUUCAGUAAAGGUCAGAUCACAGGAAAUUCCACAAAGUCCACAAAUAAUCAACAAGUUAGUGUCCUGUCCUGAAUCACAUAUUGAUGCUUUUUAGAAGAAAGGGAACAUUUUUUGCUGUUUACAGGGAACAGUCAAGGUAUAAAGUUGCAUCUAAGAAUCAUCAAGGAUGGACAGAUUUAAACACUACUGAAACAUUUUAGACCCUCCUACCUGCACGCAGAGAACCAAGGGAUCUUUCAGGAAUAGUGAUACUGUUUUUCGACAGAACUGUUUGGUCAGAAGGCUGUGCUUUCAUAACUGUUGAUCUUUAACGUUAAACAUAACCUGCUCCAGAGCAGAUUAUGUUUGUAGAAAAACUUACCAUGGCAAAAUAUCCCAGUAAGAACAGAAAGACCUUUGCAAUGUAGAAAACCCAGCUGCACCAUAAGUAAACAAUGUAAAUCACCUGGUUACUAUAGCAAUCCGCACAGUCUUGGUUUAUGAAACAUGGCCGUUGUGUAAGUCCACAGAAAUGUGGACAGUUAUGAAAAGUGCGAUUCAAUUCCAAUUUAAUUUUAUUCAAUAAAAUUGUAUUUAUUUAGCACCAGAUCACAACAACCUCAAGGUGCUUUAUAUUGUAAGGUAAAGAUACUACAAUAAUACAAAGAGCACUCCAAAAAUUACUGAUUUCUUAAUGGUAGAGACUAAUGAGGUUCAGCUGUGUGUAAAAUUCUGUAUAAAACCAGUAAGAUUUUAGGAACCAGUGGUUUAAGAUGGCAGAAUGUAAAUACCAGAAAAAUAAAAUACACCAAGAAGAAACUUGA